Molecule: messenger RNA, 2959 nt
Organism: Gymnodraco acuticeps
Lineage: Eukaryota; Metazoa; Chordata; Actinopteri; Perciformes; Bathydraconidae
Gene: syt10
Product: synaptotagmin X
Exons: 7
Coding region: 206-1861 (551 amino acids)
Biological process (GO): calcium-ion regulated exocytosis; regulation of dopamine secretion; regulation of calcium ion-dependent exocytosis
Cellular component (GO): membrane
Molecular function (GO): calcium ion binding; clathrin binding; calcium-dependent phospholipid binding
Source: RefSeq, a predicted model, not a curated record
AACAGCACCACAGCGAGCUGAUGCGCGUCGCUAUUGGACGCAGCAGCAGGUUGGACUCCAGCUCCCCGCUGCCUGUUACUCAAACGCAGGCAGAGCGUGUGGCCAGUCGCUCGUGUUUGCGCGCUGGAUAUGGAUCAGGACCCCGCGCGCCUCCCUGCUGUCUCCCGCGGACGGGCUGCAAUCUGCGGCGCGUAAAGGUGCCCAAAUGAAUCACCCCCUUCCCGGCUCCUCCGGCGGGCAAUGGCUUAAAAGAAGAGACAUGAGUGUCUGGACGGAGGAAAGCAUCACAUUGUGCCAAAGGGCUCUACAAAUCAUCACGGACCUUUGUCUCACGGGACACGUAGACCGGGAGAAAUGCUCGGAUAUAUUUCCCCUGGAGAGCAACAUACCAGGUAAAGGAAACGCAGACAUCUCUAUUAGUCUCCUUGCUGUGGUCGUGGGUUUCUGUGGCCUCGCCCUGUUGGUAGUCUCUCUCUUUGUCUUUUGGAAGCUGUGCUGGCCCAUUUGGAGGAGCAAGACUCUGUCAGGUCACGCCGAAAAUGGCCUCCAUGUGGGUUUCCCCGUGGCGCCUCCACCCCACUCCCCACCGCCCAGCGAGUGCAAGGCGCCGGAGGUGGAGAAGAAAUACCCGCUGGAGAGGGUGAAGGUGAAUGGACGGAGCACGGUCAAGCUCCUGGAGGCGGCCAUGAAGAUCAGCCAGACGUCUCCGGACAUCCCCGCCGAGGUGCAGACCGCCUUGAGGGAGAAGCUCAGCAAGCAGGCCAAGUUCCAGAGGCAAACCACCGAGCCAACCUCCUCCUCCAGGCACAAUUCAUUCCGGCGCCACCUGCCUCGUCAGAUGAAUGUCACAAGUGUCGACUUCAGCAUGGAUAAAGUGCCUCUUCGCCAGUCCUCAACUGUGAGCAUUGGAAGAAUAAAACCAGAACUCUACAAGCAGAAAUCGGUGGACUCAGAGGAUGGGCCCAAAGAGCCUGUGGAGACGUGCGGAAAGCUCAGCUUCUCGUUGCGCUACGACUACGAGGAGCAGUCGCUGGUGGUGACAAUCCUCAAGGCCUUGGAGCUGCCUGCCAAAGACUUCUCGGGCACCUCCGACCCUUACGUUAAGAUCUACCUUCUACCGGAGAGGAAGAAGAAGUUCCAGACGCGCGUCCAUCGCAAGAACCUGAACCCUACUUUCGACGAGAGCUUCUGUUUUCCUGUGUCUUACGAUGAGAUCUGCAACCGCAAGCUGCACUUCAGCGUCUACGACUUCGACCGCUUCACCAGCCACGAUAUGAUUGGCGAGGUGGUGGUGGACAACCUCUUUGAACUCUCUGAUCUUUCCAGGGAGGCUGUAGUGUGGAAGGAUAUUCAUGCAGCAACUAUGGAGAGUGUUGAUCUGGGUGAGAUCAUGUACUCGCUGUGCUACCUCCCCACAGCAGGCAGAAUGACCCUAACUGUCAUCAAAUGCAGAAACCUCAAAGCCAUGGACAUCACAGGCUCGUCAGACCCUUAUGUGAAGGUCUACCUGAUAUGUGAUGGACGGAGGUUAAAAAAGCGAAAAACAACCACCAAGAAAAGCACGCUCAAUCCUGUCUACAACGAGGCCAUCAUCUUCGACAUUCCCCCGGAGAACGUGGAACAAGUCAGUCUGUCCAUCAUGGUGAUGGAUUAUGAUCGGGUCGGACACAAUGAAGUGAUUGGUGUGUGUCACUCCGGGCCAGAAGCAGAGGGUCUUGGACGAGAUCACUGGAACGAAAUGUUGGCUUACCCGCGGAAGCCCAUCACACACUGGCACGCUCUGGGAGAGUGGCCUGGAAGAGCAGCAAGCUUUGAGAGUCAAGGUUCGUGUCCUUCUCCCAAACCUCCGCAGACACCCUGACAAUCGCGGGUAGAGUGGAAACACGUCAGCCCUGUGAGGAAGCAGGCAGUCGCUAAGAAGUUGUGUAGCUUAUGAGUCUCUUGUGAGCAUGUUGUAUGACAAUUCAUUCUGAUGCCUUUCUUGUAUGUUUAUGAAAAACAAAGUAGUAUUGAAAUUGAACUCGGGUCCUUCACAUGCUCUCUGAGCUGGCUAUGCACAGCACUCACUCUCAUGCAGUUUAAUAUUUUGUUUUUCAUACACCUGCUUUGAAAUUCUCAUCAAGGCUUAACUAGCCAAACAUGUUCAUAUACAUCAUGAAUGGUAGGCCCCCCUGCAAGAAAUCAUUGGUGAUUAACUUGCAACCUUUUCAUAAACUUUUUUCUGGCUCUAGAGCUCUAUAGGGACUUAGCAUUUUGCUUUGAAAAUGGCACAAAGUUAAAGGGCUACCCUCCUCAAUAAUGCCAUUAAAACAUAGAUAGAACACAGUCAAUAAAUCCAGUGAGUCUUGAUUCAGGUUUUGGCUGAAGAAUGAAUGUGACUGAGGGUAGUUUUCAGAAGACUUUUUCUCUUGUUAAGUUGGAAAUACAAUUGAUAAAGCUUACAUCUAACCUCUGUCUUGCUAAUCCAAGGACAGGUAUAUGAGCCAAGCAACAUGAUGAAAUAGUCAUGUCUUACAUUUUCCUUAUCAUUAUUGCUAGCUCUACACUGAAAUACAAGAACAAUGUCUCUUUCAUGGUAUGGGUGCUGAUAUUUUCUGCCUAGGAUAGCUACUUAAGCCUCAGCCUUUUAGCAUGAUAUCAAGUACUGUAUGUGGUCAUCUGGUUUUUGGUACGUAUUAAAAGCGUUUUAAAAGCCAACCAGUGACAGUGGCUGCGGUCUUUAUUGCUCAGGAAGUUUGAAGUCACCAAAAAGUAUUAAUGAAAAGACUAUUCGACCGCAGCCAGCAUUUAACAAACUCAUGAAGAACGUUAGCUUGAUUAUUUAGCUAGCAGAUCAAAUCUGCUAGCUAAAUAAAUCAUACCCAAAUUAUUGACUGUUUUGUCAACCUCUGACUACAUUAGCAACCCAGUCUCAUGGCAUUUCGUGUUCACCAACACGAUUUUUAAUCUAUUGAUUCGU